Messenger RNA from Physella acuta, 1920 nucleotides. Its product is annotated as mucin-2-like. The record is from RefSeq and is a predicted model, not a curated record. NCBI's taxonomy places the organism in Eukaryota, Metazoa, Mollusca, Gastropoda, Physidae. Gene Ontology annotation, cellular component: membrane.
AUGUCCUGUGGAAAACCACAAAGUGACAGCCUGCAUAUAGGAUGGAUCGAGCAAGCCCUGGGGAGGGAGGAGGUCAACAUCGCGAGACAAGCGUUGGACCGGAACCUCCAGGAGAAAAGAAAACUACGCCGAUCACAGAAAUCCUGGAGAAGGACGAUAGAAAGAGAUGCAAGGGCUGCUGGGCUAACCUGUCUGCUUUCCUUUGAGACCAGCAAACUUUCAUCAUUUGAGACGAUGUCACUAGACGGUAUCAAAGUAACACCAGCUGACCUGACAUGCGCAGACAGUCCAGUGACCACAGCACUUCCGGCCCACGUGACUGGUCCUAUACCAUCAACAUCUCGCCAUAUCUCGUCCACUCUCCUGCCGUCGUGUGAGUUUAAAACGUUAUGUAACUACACCAGUUACCAUGACGACCACACUAACAUCAGCUGGGUGCUUGCUACACCCACAAACAAACCCAUCUUAUCAUACUGGGACCCUCAUGCUGCUGAACAAACCUCCUACGUGUACCUGGAUGUCAGACAUGGCGCCCCCAUGGGAAGUAAAGCAAUGUUGAGUGCUGAGAUAGGAAGUGACGUCACUGCCAUCAAUGUCCAGUUCCAUUACGCAAUCUCUGGUAUGGACAAGUACAGCCUGAAAGUCUAUCUCCAGUCUACACCUGGCUAUGGUCCAGGCUACACAACUAAUGACGUCGUCUUUAGUGUUGACGUCAUUAAAUCUUUUACUUGGAACACCUCAACGUUUUCAGCGUGUUUGAAUGGAAAACAUUACAUUUCUUUUGAAAGUACUAAGGUGGCUACUUUUACUGCUAUGGCCAUUGAUGGCAUUCAAAUAACUGAGGCGGAUCUAACUUGUAACACACCAUCAACCACGACCAUUUCAACAACUACCACCCCGCUAACAUCCACCCCAUCAACCACGACGACGCCGACAUCCAAGACCACGGCAACAACCAUCACAUCACCAACCACUGCAACAACAGCCAGUACAACAACAACACAAAUCAGCGUUACCACUGUACAGACCACCGCGACAAGCUUGACUACAACAACCACUGUAGCUACUCCUGCUAAAAUACCACUUGGCACAGAAACCUCCUACGUGUACCUGGAUGUCAGACACGGCGCCCCCAUGGGAAGUAAAGCAAUGUUGAGUGCUGAGAUAGGAAGUGACGUCACUGCCAUCAAUGUCCAGUUUCAUUAUGGUAUUUCUAGUACGGACAAGUACAGCCUGAAAGUCUAUGUCCAGUCUACACCAGGCUAUGGUCCAGGCUACACAACUGAUGACGUCGUCUUUAGUUUAGACAACAUCAGUGCAGCUUUUACCUGGAAAAAUGCCACGUUUUCUACCUGUGUCAAUGGCAGACGUUAUCCAACAACAACAACUACACCAACAACAACUACACCAACAACAACAACUACACCAACAACAACAACUACACCAACAACAACAACUACUACACCAACAACAACAACAACUACACCAACAACAACAACUACACCAACAACAACAACUACACCAACAACAACUACACCGACAACAACAACUACACCAACAACAACAACUACACCAACAACAACUACACCGACAACAACAACUACACCAACAACAACAACUACACCAACAACAACAACUACACCAACAACAACAACAACACCAACAACAACUACUACACCAACAACAACAACAACUACACCAACAACAACAACAACACCAACAACAACAACUACACCAACAACAACUACACCGACAACAACAACUACACCAACAACAACAACUACACCAACAACAACUACACCGACAACAACAACUACACCAACAACAACAACUACACCAACAACAACAACUACACCAACAACAACAACAACACCAACAACAACAACUACACCAACAACAACAACUACACCAACAACAACA